CGUGGACCCAACGAACCAGCGAACUCCCCGUCGCCACGCACGCGCGGGGGCAGCCCUAUACAACAGCCACGUCGCCGCCGACAAGCCGCCGCCGUCGCCCUCUUCCUCACGGCUCUUCCCUCUGCUGAUCCCUUCCCGCCUUAAGACUCAUCCGUGCCGCAGGUCCCCAAUGGCGUCGUCCUACAACUACCCCACCACCACCAGCCCUGCUACUACUACUAACCCUAGCUUCCCCGCCCCCUCGGCCCCGCCGCUGUACCCGACGCUGACCAUGGCCGACCUCGCCCCCGUCGAGAUCCCGACCACCCCGGACGGCGCGCCGCCGCCCUCGGAGGACGUGCUCCUCCGCCUCCCCGGCGCGCAGCUCCACCUCAUCGACCGCCGCCGCAGCCACCCGCUCGCCGCGGGCGACCUCUCCCUGCGCCGCAUCCGCGCCGGCGAUGCCUCUCUCGCCGCCACCGCGCUGCUCGGCCCCAUCCAGUGGCCGCUGGCCCGCGACGUCGCCGCCGUCAAGCUCGACCCGCGCCACUACUCCUUCUCCCUCGCCGUCCCCGCAUCCCACGACGACCCCAGCCCCGACCCGCUCCACUACGGCCUCACGCUCUCCGCCCCCGACCCGCGCCUCGACGCCGUGCUCGGCGCCUACACCAGCUUCUCCGUCCAUUCCGUCGCUGGCAGCGAGGCGCUCGCCGGUGGCGCCCGCGGCGAGGUGGAGGCGGCCGCGUACUGGACCGCUGUCGCGCCCAAUGUGGAGGAGUACGGCGGCGCCGUGGCCAAGGCGAUUGCGAGGGGUGCUGAGAACGUGGCCAAGGGGAUAAUAUGGUGUGGCGUGAUGACGGUGGAUAGGCUCCGGUGGGGGAAUGAAGUCCUCAGGAAGAGGAUCCAGCCAGGUGAUACUGACGCCGAGGUCAGCCCGGAGAUGCUGAGAAGGAUCCAAAGGGUUAAGAAGGUGACAAAAAUGUCUGAGAAAGUGGCAUCUGGAAUAUUGUCUGGAGUCGUGAAGGUUACUGGCUAUCUUACAAGCUCGUUGGCUAAUUCAAAAGCUGGCAAGAAGUUUUUUAGUAUGUUGCCUGGAGAGAUUCUUCUUGCUUCGCUUGAUGGAUUUGGCAAAAUCUCUGACGCAGUAGAGGUGGCUGGGAAAGAUGUGCUAUCCACAUCCUCGACCGUGACAACUGGUCUUGUAUCCCACAAGUACGGAGAGAAAGCCGCUGCUGCGACGAACGAAGGGAUGGACGCUGCCGGGCACGCCAUUGGGACUGCAUGGGCCGUGUUCAAGAUCCGUCAGGCCCUUAACCCGAAGAGCGCCCUGAAGCCCACGUCACUCGCCAAGUCCACCAUCAAGGCCGGAGCCGCCGAUCUCCGGGCGAAGAGCAGCAAGAGCAAGUAGAGCCUGAAGCCGUCCUUCCUCGUCGCAACCGGCUGUGUUGGAUCCUUGUCCUGACCAGAAGAACCUUUGCCCCCAGAAGUCCCAGCUGAUGUGCUGCUUGUAGAUAUUAUGUGCUGGAGCUGGCAACCAGCAGCAGCUUCCCUACUGUGUCCUCCCCUCUGCUGUUGUGAACGUUUUCUGUUGUGUUUCUGAGUGGAGUAUCGUUGUUUUCGUUUGUGCAGUGUUAGUUCAACGCAGAAAACUACGAAAGAAACAAAGUUCGGUGUUCUUUGAUUAACUGGUGUGGGUUGCUGCUGUUUA
Molecule: messenger RNA, 1687 nt
Organism: Brachypodium distachyon (stiff brome)
Lineage: Eukaryota; Viridiplantae; Streptophyta; Magnoliopsida; Poales; Poaceae
Product: protein EARLY-RESPONSIVE TO DEHYDRATION 7, chloroplastic
Exons: 4
Coding region: 170-1387 (405 amino acids)
Cellular component (GO): plasma membrane
Source: RefSeq, a predicted model, not a curated record